AUGUGCUUUUGCGAUGCAUCAACUAAAGCAUAUGCGUGUGCGGUCUAUUUACACCAGAGCAACAAAGAAAGAAGUACUGUCAACUUGCUGUUUUCAAAAACUCGAUUAGUGCCACUCAAGAAAUUAACACUGCCUAGACUGGAACUAUUGGCUGUUGUCAUUGGAGUCCGAUGCAUAAACUUUGUUGAAAAACAACUGAAGUUACCUGUCACAGAAAAGAUCCUUUGGACCGAUUCCCAAUGUGUAUUACAUUGGAUAAGAAUGAAGAAACCUCUGAAAACUUUUGUGGAAAACAGAGUAAAAGAAAUCAGAAACAACAAAGAUAUCACUUUUCAAUAUGUGUCUACAAAAGAUAAUCCAGCUGAUAUUGCAAGCAGAGGAACAACAGUUAAAAGUCUUCAGGAAUUUGAACAAUGGUGGAAUGGUCCAGAAUGGUUACUUAAAGGGAAAGACAAUUGGCCUUCAUGGAACAGUCAACAAACCUGUAAAGAAAUGCAGAGUGUCAUAGAAUCAGAAUGCAAGUCUCCAAAGAUUGUCUAUGAAGCGAAACUGGUGGCUGGGGAGAGUCCUAACGGAAGAAAAAACAACUCAGAUUCUGACUCAACUGGAUAUCCAGACAUCAUUGACUACCAAAAGUUUUCAUCAUUUAUAAACCUUAUUCCAGUUUUAGCAUGGACUCUUAGGUUUAUCAAAAGAGUGAGGAAAAUUCCAAUGCCUUGGACUCAUCUAACUUAUUCAGAACUACAGAAUGCUAAAAUUCUUGUGAUAAGGAAUAUCCCAGUUCAACACUAUGGUGAUAUCAAAUCAGCACUCAAAGAAAAGAAAAGAAAUAAUCUAAUUAGUCAAUUAGGACUUGUAUUGGAUGAGGAAGGAAUCAUCAGAUGUGUUGGAAGACUCAAGAAUGUUCAGCUAUCAGAAGGAGCAAGAACUCCCAUCCUCCUUCCAAGAAAGAACCAUGUGACGGGGCUAAUUAUUGAUUACAUCCAUAAAAAAUCAUUUCAUGUCGGAGUCUCCCAAACACUGUCAUUAGUCCGUCAAGACUAUUGGAUUCCACAGGGAAGAGCAGAAGUAAAACGAAUACUUCAUAAAUGCACAAUCUGUAAGCGGUUUGAUGGUGGUCCUUACAAGAUGCCACUGAUGCCUCCACUACCAAAGAAACGUGUGAGUGAAUCAGCACCAUUUACAUACACGGGAGUGGAUUACUUUGGACCAAUCUUCAUCAAAACAGACACUGGCAGUAAAAAGGUAUGGGUCUGUCUAUUUACCUGCUUGGUAGUAAGGGCCAUACAUCUUGAACUCAUGCAGGACAUGUCCACAGAACAGUUUCUACUAGGACUAAGGAGAUUUAUUGCGCGUUGGGGCAAGCCAAAACAAAUUAUCUCUGAUAAUAGUGCUCAAUUCAAACUUGCAAGCCUGGUUUUGGAUAAAAGUUGGGAAAGAGUUACUUCUGAUAGUGAUGUCCAAAGUUAUAUUGCAUAUGAAGAGAUUCAGUGGCAAUUUAUUGUAGAACUGGCACCAUGGAUGGGAGGAUUUUAUGAACGUCUGGUUGGUGUUGUCAAACGAUGCUUAAGAAAAACAAUAGGAAAACUCUGUUUAACAAAUGAGCAAAUGAGAACGAUGCUUGCAGAAGCUGAGGCAGUCGUGAAUUCUAGGCCCUUAGUCUAUAUUGGAGACGAUAUUAAUUCAAACAUCACCCUAACUCCAGCGCAUUUCCUCACUUUGAAUCCAAAAAUAGGACUUCAAGAUAGUGAACAUUUUGAUCUCAUGGACCCAGACUAUGUACCUGUGCACCUUUCUAGAAAUUGA
Saccostrea cuccullata (small rock oyster) is the source of this 1806-nucleotide messenger RNA. RefSeq lists its product as uncharacterized. The record is from RefSeq and is a predicted model, not a curated record. Gene Ontology annotation, biological process: DNA integration. NCBI's taxonomy places the organism in Eukaryota, Metazoa, Mollusca, Bivalvia, Ostreida, Ostreidae. Bases 1 to 1806 code for a protein of 601 amino acids. The transcript has a single exon. Gene Ontology annotation, molecular function: nucleic acid binding.